GUAGUUUGGUGCAGCAUGGAGGAACACGUUUUAGCGAUGCUUGGCGCUAACCUUACGGAGGGGCUGAUGAUGUCGAACGGCAGUUGCUCUCUCGGCAACUCGUCCUCCGGUGUCCUCGGGUGCGUAAACUUGACGAGCCUGUGCCCUCAGUGCUUCCCGUCGGUGUACCAGGAGGAGAGCGUGUCGGUCAUCACCCGGUGGGUGCUGGGCGGGCUGUACCUGGUCAUCAUGCUGGUGUGCGGCGUGGGGAACGCGCUGCUGCUGACCGUCCUGGCGCGGUACAGGGAGGCCAGGACAACCACCAACCUGCUGAUCGGCAACCUGGCCCUGUCCGACUGGCUGGUGGCCGUGUUCCGCCUGCCCUUCGCCUUCGACUACUACGUGGUGAGGAGCAGGUCUUGGCAGUUCGGCGACUUCAUGUGCGGGGCCGUCAACUACCUGAACUCCGUGUCGCUGUACGUGUCCACCCACGCACUGCUGGUCAUCGCUGUCGACAGAUUCAUGGUGGUCAAGCGAUCUGGAACCCUGCGCGUCACCAGACGACGUUUGUUUCCGAUCUUCUCCACGGUCUGGAUCUCGGCUAUCGUGCUCGCCGUCCCCUCCGCCGUGUUCUCCAAGACGGCAGAGUUUCUCAACGGCGACAUCUUCUGCGCAGUCAGCUACCCCAUCUGGCACCGGCCGCUGUACCAAGCGUUCACCCUCUUCCUGUUCGUGGCCGAAUACAUCGCGCCAGUUUGCCUCAUGUGCGCCUGCUACGCCUACAUCGGGUACCGCGUCUGCAACCGCCGCUUCCCGGGCCGCCGCAACCAGUCCCAGGACCGGUCCCGCCAGCGGUCCCGCCGCAAGACGGUCCGGCUGGUCGUUCUGGUCGCGGCGUUCAUCGUGUGCUGGGGGCCGCUGUACUCCUUCUCCAUCAUACGGGACUUUUCCUACGACCUGAUCUCGCACGUGAGCCACAGCACGGCCAUCGUGUACGCACUGGACGGCCUGGCCAUGAGUAACAGCGUCAUCAGCACGGUGGUGUACGUCUUCGCCAACGACAACGUCAUGAAGCAUGUCUACAGCCUGCUGGACAGGGUCAUCCCGGGCAGACUGCUGAAGCGAGCCGGCAGAGGCAAGCCAAGAGGCCAGAACACAACCACAGCCGUCCCGAGGGGCUGCGUCUUUCCUCCUCCGUCUUCAUCCGGCGCUUUUGCACCCAUCAGCUUGCGGGGGAGGCAAUCAAGGAGCACACCAGAAGUACAGUUCAUGACCACCAGCGUGUGAGGGCCGUCGUCCGGACAUAUUACGUCAAAGAGGGUGGCGUAUGGAUAAACUAUGAACAUCUAUGACACUUUACAGCCUUAACGAACCGUUUAAGAUGUCGGGUUGCUGUGCACCUUAUCACAUAGCGUCUGCAUCAUCAGAAGUACAAUUCAUGACUACCGGCGUGUAGGGACCGUUGUCCGGAUAUAUUACGUGAAAGAGGGCGACGUCAACGUAUGGAUAAACUCGUUAUAGCCUAAUGAACCGUUUGACUGAGUUGUCACACCUCAAAACAUAACGUCUGAAUCAUCAGAAAAACAGGCCAUGAAUACCGGCGUGUAGGGGUCGUUGUCCGGACAUACUACGUGAAAAAGGCCCAAGGCGGCGUAUGGAUAAACUGUGAACAUCUAUGACACGUUAUAGCCUCAAUGAAUCACUGAAGUUGUUGUGUUGUUAUGCACCUUUCCACAUAAUGCCUGCUUCACCAGUCAAGGUCAGGUGAAUGUUUUCAACAGUCAUGUUAGUUCUUGACAUCUAUGUCACUUGUUGUUCUCAUAUUUGACUCAGGAUGAAGAGUAGGCACAUGUAUAUGUGCAGGUAAAGCUGUCAGUGCUGUAGUCUAAUUUGGCAAGUAUAGUAGUAGUGUAGUUUUUGCUUUCCGUUUAUUUCCUUCAUUACUUGGAAUGUAAUAUAAUGUGCAACAGAGUUUGAUGUUUAUUCUAUCGAUGUGAAUGUUUAUUGUUUUCAUACAUAUAAUUCUUGAAUGAUUAUGUUACUGUACCGGUCGUGUCUUCUUGCUUUGUUACGUUGAAGUGUUGGCCUGAGUACAUGUAGAUUUAGUUUCUGUAUUGGAUCUGGAUCCAAUGGUUAUUUAAUGUUAAAGUAUUAUAUAGACGUAUGUAUUACUAUUGAGGAAUGAUGUGAUAGUGCUUCACAGGAUUUGGAUGCAUUCAUGUACUUCUAAAGUUGAUUUAUAUUUAAAGUUUUUUUCCUCACAAGUUCAAACUGACAAUACCCAAUAUCUACACACGGUGUCUUGCGCUAUAGUAAAAUCGUAUGUGGAACAGAAGAUUCUGAUUGUCAUUUGAAACUCCUAUCUAUUUUGCACGUGCACACUGAUGUAUAUGUUUUAGACUGUAUGUUCCAGACUGUAUGUGAGACAGCAACAAGAAUAUAUUCAACCGUAAAUGUCAAGUGUUUAUACCGAUCUGCCUUUCUCUGAAGAAGCACUGUGACCGGAGUGAAUUGAUUGCUGUUGGUUG
Messenger RNA from Branchiostoma belcheri (Belcher's lancelet), 2507 nucleotides. Its product is annotated as prokineticin receptor 2-like. Gene Ontology annotation, molecular function: neuropeptide Y receptor activity. Gene Ontology annotation, cellular component: membrane. Gene Ontology annotation, biological process: neuropeptide signaling pathway. Bases 16 to 1266 code for a protein of 416 amino acids. The record is from RefSeq and is a predicted model, not a curated record. The transcript has 2 exons. NCBI's taxonomy places the organism in Eukaryota, Metazoa, Chordata, Leptocardii, Amphioxiformes, Branchiostomatidae.